Messenger RNA from Drosophila eugracilis, 1878 nucleotides. It is a transcript of the gene Dbct, whose product is annotated as lipoamide acyltransferase component of branched-chain alpha-keto acid dehydrogenase complex, mitochondrial. Lineage: Eukaryota; Metazoa; Arthropoda; Insecta; Diptera; Drosophilidae. Gene Ontology annotation, cellular component: cytoplasm; mitochondrion. The transcript is spliced from 4 exons. The record is from RefSeq and is a predicted model, not a curated record. Gene Ontology annotation, molecular function: acetyltransferase activity; lipoic acid binding. Bases 118 to 1500 code for a protein of 460 amino acids.
AGAAUCAUAUGUUUUGGCAAACACACACACCUGCUCGAUCGCAUGAGGCUAAACCCCACGAUCCGUACCGAUCAGUGUCUAUAUCCCGUGCAUUUCCGCGCCCCAAAGUCCCGAUAAAUGGCAACACACCUCCUCCGAAAUGGCGCUACAUGUUGGCUGCUCAGGAACUGCAUUUCCCGCCAGGCGACAUUAAAUCGUUGCCUGCAUGUGAGCUCCGUUCUGGACAAGAAGAUCUCCUUCCAUCUCAGUGACAUUGGUGAGGGCAUCCGCGAGGUAACCGUCAAGGAGUGGUUCGUGAAAGUGGGGGACACUGUCGAACAGUUUGACAAUCUCUGCGAGGUGCAAUCUGACAAGGCAUCGGUGACUAUCACAAGUCGCUAUGAUGGUAAGAUAACCAAGAUUCACCACAAGAUCGAUGAGAUUGCGUUGGUUGGACGUCCUCUUGUGGAUUUCGAUGUGCUGGAUGAGGAGGGCGAUGAUGCGGACGAUUCCUCCACCACGUCCUCCGAGAGCUCUUCCAGCGAAUCGGAGCAGGAAAAGUCAACUGGUGCAGGCGCCACGCCAACUGGCGCUCGUCUGAUUACACUCGCCACACCCUCUGUCCGUCGCCUGGCCAAGGAACAUCAGUUGGAUCUGGCCAAGGUGCCGGCAACGGGCAAAAAUGGUCGUGUACUGAAAGGUGAUGUCCUAGAGUUUCUGGGACAUGUGCCUCCCGGUACGAAUGUGCCACAUCCCACACUAGUUGACAAAAAGCCAGCAGCUUCUUCUGCCCCCUGCUCAGCAGCUCCUGUUUCAGUCCCAGCUGAUCGUGUAGAGGUGCUUAAGGGAGUAAGGAAGGCCAUGCUCAAAUCGAUGACGGAAUCUCUGAAAAUCCCUCAUUUUGCGUACAGCGACGAGAUCGACAUGACCCAGUUGGUGCAAUUCCGCAACCAAUUGCAGGCGGUGGCCAAGGAAAAUGGUGUUCCCAAGCUUACGUUCAUGCCGUUCUGCAUUAAGGCAGCCAGCGUAGCCCUGUCCAAGUAUCCUAUUGUCAACAGCUCGCUGGAUUUGGCCAGCGAGUCUCUGAUCUUUAAGGGUGCCCACAACAUUAGCGUUGCCAUUGAUACACCACAGGGUCUGGUUGUGCCAAAUAUCAAGAAUUGUCAGGCGAAGAAUAUCAUUGAGAUAGCCAAAGACCUGAAUGCCCUCGUGGAGCGUGGACGCACUGGCACUCUGUCCCCAUCAGACUUUGCCGAUGGCACUUUCUCGCUUUCUAACAUCGGAGUUAUUGGUGGUACUUACACGCACCCUUGCAUCAUGGCACCCCAGGUGGCCAUUGGAGCGAUGGGAAGGACUAAGGCGGUGCCGCGUUUCAAUGACAAAGAUGAAGUGGUCAAGGCGUACGUGAUGAGUGUUAGCUGGUCCGCCGACCAUCGCGUCAUUGACGGUGUUACAAUGGCCAGUUUCUCGAAUGUCUGGAAGCAGUAUCUUGAGCAGCCGGCACUUUUCCUGCUGCUCUAGACUGUCAGCAACUCCAAGACCCUAACUCCCACGGAUAAGUCUGUAUCCCAUGCAUUUAUCUAGACAUAUUUAAUUUUGUGAAUUUUUUACGACAAUCUGUUUUGUUCUGAAGCACGUGCCAUGUGCCGCCGCCCAUCCCCGAAAUGUGCAUUUAUAGGAGGUAAGCUGCUCUGAGCGGCUCCUCGAUUACUUUAAGCUCCUGGCGCACAUGGCUGGCUUUCCCGCUUAGCUACCAUUUUUUUUGUUAACCUGCAUUUAUAUAUCAGAACUUUUUGUAGUUAAUUAAGCAGCAGCUUUUUCGUACAGUUUAACUGUAUUUAAUUUUAAAGCUUUGUUUUAAUGGCUGUCCAAUAAAUAUCCCAAAUGGUUUAUGUGAAA